Messenger RNA from Saimiri boliviensis boliviensis (Bolivian squirrel monkey), 6006 nucleotides. The record is from RefSeq and is a predicted model, not a curated record. NCBI's taxonomy places the organism in Eukaryota, Metazoa, Chordata, Mammalia, Primates, Cebidae.
CGGCUGCGCGGCGCCCGCCCUCCUUCAGCCCGAGCGGCUCUCCCGAGGCUGCUGAGGCGGCGCCCGGUGCCGAGGUCGCGGUCCCCGCUCCAGCCGCGGCUCGCGGGCCCGUGCCGGCCCCGGUCCCCGGCGCGGCCGUCCGAGGCCCUGCGGCGGCGGGCGAUGGUGCGGCGGAGCGCGCGGACGCGGGCGGCGCGGCGGCGGGCAUGAAGGAGGAUGGAAGGGCAGGACGAGGUGUCGGCGCGGGAGCAGCACUUCCACAGCCAAGUGCGGGAGUCCACGAUUUGUUUCCUUCUUUUUGCUGUUCUCUACGUUGUUUCCUACUUCAUCAUCACAAGAUACAAGAGGAAAUCAGGCUGGAGAGCAAUGGGGCAAUCAUGGCUUACUGUAGCUUUGACCUCAUAGGCUCAAGUGAUCCUCCAACCUCAGCCUCCUGAGUAGCCUGGACUACAGAUGAACAAGAAGAUGAAGAUGCCAUUGUCAACAGGAUUUCGUUGUUUUUGAGCACGUUCACUCUUGCAGUGUCAGCUGGGGCUGUUUUGCUUUUACCCUUCUCAAUUAUCAGCAAUGAAAUCCUGCUUUCUUUUCCUCAAAACUACUAUAUUCAGUGGCUAAAUGGCUCCCUGAUUCAUGGUUUGUGGAAUCUUGCUUCCCUUUUUUCCAACCUUUGUUUAUUUGUAUUGAUGCCCUUUGCCUUUUUCUUUCUGGAAUCAGAAGGCUUUGCUGGCCUGAAAAAAGAGGACAAGAUGUCCAGGCAAAACCUUGUUUAAAUGUUCAUCACCAUAGAAACAUACCAGCUUCUCCAUAGAGCUUUUGGAAUCCGAGCCCGCAUUUUAGAGACUCUGGUCAUGCUGCUGCUUCUUGCAUUACUCAUUUUUGGGAUAGUGUGGGUGGCUUCAGCGCUCAUUGACAAUGACGCAGCAAGCAUGGAAUCUUUAUACGAUCUCUGGGAGUUCUAUCUACCCUAUUUAUAUUCCUGUAUAUCAUUGAUGGGAUGUUUGUUACUUCUCUUAUGUACACCAGUUGGCCUUUCCCGUAUGUUCACAGUGAUGGGUCAGUUGCUAGUGAAGCCAACAAUUCUUGAAGACCUGGAUGAACAAAUUUAUAUUAUUACCUUAGAGGAAGAAGCACUCCAGAGACGACUAAAUGGGCUAUCUUCAUCGGUGGAAUACAACAUAAUGGAGUUGGAACAAGAACUUGAAAAUGUGAAGACUCUUAAGACAAAAUUAGAGAGGCGAAAAAAGGCUUCAGCAUGGGAACGAAAUUUGGUGUAUCCUGCUGUUAUGGUUCUCCUUCUUAUUGAGACAUCCAUCUCGGUCCUCUUGGUGGCUUGUAAUAUUCUUUGCCUAUUGGUUGAUGAAACAGCAAUGCCAAAAGGAACAAGGGGGCCUGGAAUAGGAAAUGCAUCUCUUUCUACGUUUGGUUUUGUGGGAGCUGCACUUGAAAUCAUUUUAAUUUUCUAUCUUAUGGUGUCCUCUGUUGUCGGUUUCUAUAGCCUUCGAUUUUUUGGAAACUUUACUCCCAAGAAAGAUGACACAACUAUGACAAAGAUCAUUGGAAAUUGUGUGUCUAUCUUGGUCUUGAGCUCUGCUCUGCCUGUGAUGUCAAGAACACUGGGAAUCACUAGAUUUGAUCUACUUGGAGACUUUGGAAGGUUUAAUUGGCUGGGAAAUUUCUAUAUUGUGUUAUCCUACAAUUUGCUUUUUGCUAUUGUGACAACAUUGUGUCUGGUCCGAAAAUUCACCUCUGCAGUUCGAGAAGAACUUUUCAAGGCCCUAGGGCUUCAUAAACUUCACUUAUCAAAUACUUCAAGGGACUCAGAAACAGCCAAGCCUUCUGUAAAUGGGCAUCAGAAAGCACUGUGAGACGCACAGCCGGCGUCUUCUGCAACUGAGAGACUCGAGAGCUCCAGACUCGUGACAUCCCUGUCCCGUGCGGAAGCAUUUCCACUCCCACCUUGACUCCUCUUCAGAACCUAGACCUAUCGGUGCCAUUUUUUUUUUUUCAUAAUCUACGAAGAACUUGGCCAUGGCUGGUCUUUUUUAAAUUUCCCUUUCUGAUAGACCCUGUAGUUUUCAGUUAAACACGGAUUCCUUAGACAUACAGACAGCACAUUCUUGUGUAGACAUUUACUCAUAUUGGUAAAUACAGUCAUCCCUGUGAAAACACCGUUUUCACCUGAUAUGACAUUGUUAGAAAAGGCAAACUCUGGGACUUUCUAAAGAUUUCCUUAAAUCCCAUCAUAUAUUUUAUUCAGAAGGUAGACGCCUACCUGAAAUGUAUCCUUGGUACUAAGUGAAGGCUGUUCAGAAAAUGCAUUUUUCAAAUGCGAUAGGAACUGCUUGUAGAUAUCAUGAUUGCAGUGUGUGUGUUGGAAUGGUAAUGGUGGCAAUUAUGUUUUUUAUUUCCUUAAAAGCAAAAGGCAUAAUUUCUGAUUUCUGUUACAGAACGAUAUUGAUUAGACUUUGAGCCAAGGGGAAAAUACGAAAUUCUUUUAAACCUGGAGCCUUAGAGAGCCACAGGACUAUCUUCUGUUGUACAGUCUAAUAAGCUAUGGUAGGGAGUAUCAUGUAAUCAUAGUUGAAUGACAGUUUAUGUAUAUAAUUCAGUAUUACCUCUGAUAACAUAGUUGCCAGUGUUUAAUACACUUGUAACUUGCAUUUUUGCCUUAUAGGCUCUAUGUAUACUCAGUUUUUUAAAGCAUUUUUUUCAAAGAUCACUUGAUUCCCCAUGCUUCUGUAAUGCUUAUGGAAAUUACAAAUGCCAAGUGCUAGAAACACCUUCUCUCCUCAUAGUCCUCAGGCUUGGUUACUUUUGCAUACGCCUUUUGAAGCCUCCAAGUUUUUGCAGUUAACAUCCAAAGUUCACAGCAUCAGCAUUCAUGGUGGAAGAAUAGUUUUGCCAUAUAACAUGAUCAAUCAGUUAUUAAAUUGUAAAUAAUUUUUGGGAUGGUUUCUUGGCUUAUGUCUACUGAAUAAAAACUAUGAACUUACACUCUGUGUUAACCAUCCACUAGGAUAGAAUACCGAAAACUCUGCAUGCAAAAUAGAAGAUGGGCCCAUUUGCACACAAUUCAUAGUUACGCAAUCUAUAGAAAUAUGUUCACAUGCACUAUGUGUAUGAAAUAGAUUGUCUGUGUUCAGACAAAAGGAAAACUUUUUUUCAAAUUGUUAAAUGUAAAGGUUUUCUGGGAGAAAUUUUUGAAAAACAAGCUGUCUAUUUGACAUCAGAAAUUUCCACUUAAACCAAAAUAAGAAACUUAAAUCUGUAUAUUUAUAAACUUCAUUGAGUACACACACUCCCCCUCAUUUAUCCCUCUGCAUUUCCUUCCGAGCUUCACAUCUAUCUAAAAUGCAGCUUGGUUUUAAAACAAAAGAACGUUCAUUUUGUGAUUCUAAACAAUGUUCAGUAAAUACCACCAGUAGAGUACUGGUGAAUUUCUCAGCAUAAUAUCGACAUACCUAGAAAGUUAAUAAAAUUCAGCUCUUUUCCAAUUUCAUUGAUAAUUCUGCCUAUUGGAGCAUUAAUUGCAGGGUCUAAUUUUUAGUGAAACUUGGAAUCCAUACUUUGAGCAGACCAAGUCAAGGGAAGAACAGAAAGGAACUCAGGAGUAGAGUAAUAUCACUUUUAACUACCCACCGUCAGGGCACGUCCAAAGAGCUCCUAGAUACUUGUAAAAUGUCUGAAAAUUUUUAAGUGAAAUAUUAAACUUUUCAAUGUCUGUUGCAACUAUUUGUUCAUUUGGAAGUUUCUUUCCAUCUGAGGACCUAAGCCAGUCUGGCGUUUGUAAGCCUAGUGCAAGUGAAUCACCAAGUUUUACACUUACUGGACGCGUCCUCACUGCUGUGGAAGCAAAGGACGCACAUCAGGGGUGGAAGGGCAGUUUUUAACCUGGGGACUCAGAGGCCUUUUAGAACACGUACAGACUGUCACAGACGCGGACUGCCCUGGAAUCACAGCUCCUCGAGGCGCUCCUAGUCACAUGCCCAGGCAUCUGCCUCUUGAGAGAUUCACUCCAAAUGCAGGUGCUUCCAGUGGGCCUAGGUUGGAGGCUGCUCUAUAUGACAGACUCCAGAAAUGGACGGCAGGAUACGGAGGUCAAACACUCUGCGUCCUGGGAAGGAUAGUCACCCUGGGGUCUUCAUUCUCCUACGGUUCCUGUGCACCAGUGAAAGGAAGUAGAUAGACCCUGGAAGGCCAGAGCUCCAAAUGCUCAGAAUCAGAUUCACUCUGGAACUAUACUUUUGUUUCUAACCAGUGACUGCAUUAAAUCAGGCAGUCCUUUUAUUCUCUUUCCUUUAGUCUCUUAAAGGGCAUUAGGCACUAUGGUCCCCGAGUUGCUUGGGGAAACUUAGCAGAUUAUUAUUGAUUGGUUCUACAAUACUUAAAUAAAUUAUUUUACAAUGAUAAGUUUUCUGAUUAUAACAUUUGUAUUAAUUUUUACUGAUUUUCCAAGAUACUUCUUAGAUUUACUAUUUAUGUAGCUUUGUGUACAUUCUCUGUAAACAUAGACCUCUAAGACACUUCACGUGAAAAUUGUACACACUCAUCAUACACUAAUGUUAGCUCCUUAAAUUGCCACACUCAGGUGCUGCUGCGUGGAGACGGAUGGAGCCUCUGGCAUUUUGGUCUCAGGCGCAUUAAAGGCACGCGUGUGCCUGUUCUGGGCGGCAGCGUGGCCUCCCCACACUCUGCUGGUUGCCUGUGGCCCUCUCUGCAACCUCAGUGAUGCCCUCAUCUGCCAGGGACACAGGUUUUCAUCGUUGGUAGGCCCUUACCUGCUUGUUUUGUGGGUAGCACAUUAUUUAAUGCAUAAAGGUAGAAUUCUUACAAGCUUGUUUAAAAAAUGUGAACAUGGAUACAGCACUGACUUUUUAAACUUGAAAAAACUGGUAUAAUGUUAAUUUUUUUAAAUAACAUUUGGACAUACUAGUUAUUUUUGUUUACAGAUUGUCUUGUUUACGAAUUGUUAGUCUUUGCUUCUAUGAGAACUUUCAGUGUGACUUUUAAAAUGUCUUAGAAAUUAAAGUUUUACAAAAAGUGAUUUCCUAUUUGGUUUACAAGCAUGUCUAUGUGGGGUUUGUGGUUUUGUUUUUUCCAUCUUAAAUGCCGUCAUGGCUAAAACUGAAGGGUAUUUAUAGGCUACUUCCACUUCAGUUUUAUAGAGGGCAGCAAUUAUUCUGAUGAAUGCUGAAUUAAGGAAGAAAUGGAUAUUUUCUUUCUCUGUUGUGGAGUUAUUGGUAGAUCAAUUUCUUAUAACCCAAAAUGUAGUAUCAGUAAUUGACAGCAUGUAUUUUAUUUAAUUAUUUGAAUUAUUUAGGCUUGUUUGAUUUCUCUAAUUUUUUUCCAUAAAAGGACUGAGCAGCACUACUUCUGGUUUGGGCAGCUUCACCCAGAGUUCUUGGAGGAGUAAAUGCUGUUAGCACCUGGUUAAUUCACCGGCAGGUAGAAGCAUAUGCACCAGUGGCUUUCAACUUUUUGACCACAGUAAGAAGUAACCCAUUACACACACACACACACACACACACACACACACACACUCACACACACAUACGUUCUCUCCCUCUGUCUCUCUCAGAUACAUAUAAGCAAAAAUUUAACAAGACAGUACCCGUUUUUCCUAUGUGUGCAUGCUGGCAUCUUCUGUUUUAUUGUUAUUUUUAAAAAUAGUAGACACAGACCACUAAGUUAUUUUCUGACCUCCUCAUAGAUGGUGAACCUCAGUUUGAAAAGCAUACCUUUGGAAUGUGGUUUGAAAGAAGAAAUAAUACAAAGACCUUUUUGGAGUAUUUUUUUUUUGGCUUUUGAAUAUUGUUUAGGUAAAAAUUAUUGCUAUAAAUGUCACUGAUGCAAAAGUACUGUGUAUGCAAAUUACUUGUUGUAGUGUAGAAAAUGUAGUAUCAGUAGAAGUUCCUAAAAUUCACAAAUACAGGUUAAAAAAUUUCCAGACUUGUGACUGAUCCAUAUGUCUUGAAGGAGUAUUAGGCAAUAAACUUACCUUUUCAA